GAUUCAUCGUCAUAUAAUUUGCUUCUAUUCCAGUUUUUUUUCUCAUGCACAUACAUGUCAUACAUAUAUAUAUAUAUAUCGUAGUAUCUCUUUGUCUGCAGAGUAACUCAAUUAGAAUGCCAAUAGAAAAUUAACAAUGCAACAAGUUCAAUCCAGUUCUAAUAAGAGACUACUUGGUUUAUACAUCUUAAGGUGACAAAAAUUAGAGAAUCUACCUAUCUGAAUAGUUUUAUCUAUAACGUGUGUACAUUUACACACACGCCGUACGCGACCAUGUGUACGGGCUGAUCGAAGCACCAUCUAUCAUGUCCGUGUACAUAGCUGAAGACACGCGUGUGUAAGUAACAAAGUUGCACUAAACCGAAACGUAUGUAUACGUGCAUGACGUACGAACACAUCGCACACAUAACGGUUUAAUUUGUUCGGAUGCCGGCGACAGCGCUACGAUCAUCGCAUUAACACUUUACACGACGGAUUGUUGGCCCUGGAACGGAUCCGUCGAAAAAAGGUCGUGAGGAAAUCGAACGUCGGACGGUGUUGCGAAAACGAGUGAAUCUUUCCGCGCGACGUGAGCGUGAGGAGGCGCGGUUCGGUGGACAGGGCGCCAGGGAUCCGAGGAUACGAACCUGAUCCAUCUUAAGCGCGGUGGGCCGCCGCGCUGGUGGGCCUAGCAGACGACAUGUUGGCUGCAGGGAGCACCUCGUCUCGGAUGUUUUGGCCGCGAAUUUCCUCGGGGAUUGUUGAGUGAGGAGAGUGAGCGAACGCGGUGAAAGCGAGGUGGACCGAGAGUAAAACCGGUCGAGGGUGUGCGCGAGAGAGGGCACACGGUUGGGUUCCCCGAAUGGUGGUUGCGACGAGCCGUGGUCGUCGACGAGAAGCUUGAGGAGAGGGGUACGGACUAGUGAGCGGGGCGGGGGAGGAGGGGGAACCCGGACGAGCCCUCGAAAAAUUGAGGAGUCAACGAAACGAAAAUUCGCAAGAGAUAAGGGAAAAACGACGUGAACGAAGAAACUCGCCGCGUUCGGAUUUUCGUCGCCACCGUACCGUCGAAGCCAGAAGAAACUACGACAAGAAGAUACGCCGGGGUAGGAGUGGGGAAGAAAAGCCGUGAGAGCGUAGAGAAAAUCGCGAUCAGCAAACAAGCUCGCUCGUGUACAUCAUCUUCUGCCUCGUCCACGGGAGCCGUCGAUUUCCGCAAGUUUCUUCAAUUUGCUCGAAUAAACGAGCCACCAGCGCACCCGGAGCCGAUCUAUUUUAACUUCUCGUUGUUCUGCCCGUAGGGUAGGGGCUUUGCUUGGUGAGGCAAGGCGAGGUCGGAGGAGCUGUCGUACACACGCGUCCGAGUCCCUUCCUUCUGAAACGAUUUCGCGUGUGUUUCGUGUUCGCGGGCCAUCACAGGAGGCGCAUCGGACAGUGCACGUCAACCUAUUAUCCCAGUCCCGGUCUUGCUCCCACUCUCGGCGAUUGCUCCGAGUGCCUCGUGCGUACUCCCCCUAUCACAACCUGCCGCGAGACACUCGCGGCCGGUUUCCGCCAGUGUUACGACCGGAGGAUUCGGAAGCGGCUCCGGUAUUCCAUCCUCAGUAUUUUAUCGUCGCGUUUCGCAAUAACAAGCGACGCUCGCCUACCUUACUCGGAGCGGAUCAAUUUAUUUAUCGGGCCAGGUGUCACGACCGAUUGCUCUCCUGAAAACUCGGCAUUCAUACACGCGGCGGACACCACCACCUACCGUUCUCAUCUGUUCUCCGUACAACUAUACUUCGAAACUCGAGCUCGACGCACACCGUCGUCGUCGUCGUCGUCGACGUCUCAUCAGCAUCAUCGACGUGUUGGACUGGCAGCGAGACCGUAGUCGAUCGUCACUGUGUAGCUAUGGUUUCGCGGGCAGUGCGAGAUAGUGAAAGAGCAGCCGUGAAGUGAACCGAGUGCCAGUGCAACUGAGAAUACGUAUUGCACGCGUAAUAGUUGGUGUCGUACGAAACGCGCGACAGGCAAAAGAAAAGACCCGGACCAACGGAGAGAUAAAAAGAGAAGGCCGGUAUAAGACCGAUCGCCGUAACGAUAGCAGGUGGAAACGAGAGAGGGAGAGAGCGAGAACUAGAAUUGGAGCAAGGAGGAACAGCAGACGGAGCGAGAGAGAAACAGCCAGAUAGAAGGACGAAGCUCGAGCGUGGAGAAGCGCGACACGGUGAUAGAUAAGUAUCGAGUGACAGGCACGGCCGGAACGAAGGAACGAACCAAGUGUUUUGCACGUGAGGAGGGAGCGAAUCACCAGGUACCGCCGGUGAUCGAAAGGGUUGCGAUAUCUGUCGAACGUCACAUUCGCGGGAGAUAAACAAACACGCGGCCGUCGCCGGUGGUGCUCGAGAGGCCCAGUGUGUUCUCUCUCUGGUCGUUUCGCGUGAGCUGGCACGGUGGUAAAGAUCGGUAUUUCCUCUGACAACGGGAACAACAAAGAACAACAGAAGUGGAAGGGAAAAGCGAAGAGGGUGAGCCGCGCGUGUCUCUCUCGUGGUGUGUCAUGGGGUGUUUUGGUAGCCAAAGCAGCAAGGCCAGCCAGGAUGACAUCAAGAACCAGAAGAGGCGCUCGGAUGCCAUCAACAGGCAGUUGCAAAAAGAGAAGCAUCUCUACCGGGCUACCCACAGGCUCCUUUUGCUCGGAGCGGGAGAAUCCGGGAAGAGCACCAUCGUCAAACAGAUGAGGAUACUGCACGUGAAUGGUUUCAGUGAAGCGGAAAAGCGGCAAAAGAUCGAGGACAUCAAGAAGAAUAUCAGAGACGCGAUACUGACGAUAACCAGCGCGAUGAGCACGCUAACGCCACCCGUUGCUUUGGAGGAUCCGGCGAAUCAGAGCAAAGUCGACUAUAUCCUGGAAGUUUCGUCCUCCCCGGACUUCGAUUAUCCCCCGGAGUUCUACGAAAUCGUCGAGGCCCUGUGGAAGGAUCGGGGCGUUUUGCAGAGUUACGAGAGGAGUAACGAGUACCAACUAAUUGACUGCGCCAAAUAUUUUCUAGAUAAGGUAGCCAUUGUUAAACAACCAGAUUACACCCCCACGGAGCAGGACAUCCUCAGGUGUCGAGUCCUCACAUCCGGUAUCUUCGAAACGCAGUUUCAAGUCGACAAAGUAAACUUUCAUAUGUUCGACGUCGGUGGUCAACGUGACGAGAGGAGAAAGUGGAUACAGUGCUUUAACGAUGUAACGGCAAUCAUAUUCGUAACCGCAUGUAGUAGUUAUAACAUGGUACUCAGGGAGGAUCCGACGAAGUUGAGACUCAGAGAAAGUUUAGACCUCUUCAAAAGCAUCUGGAACAAUCGGUGGCUCCGCACAAUUUCCGUAAUAUUAUUUUUAAAUAAACAGGAUCUAUUGGCGGAAAAGGUGAAAGCAGGGAAGCACAAAUUAGAAGACUAUUUUCCAGAGUUCGCACGAUAUCAAACACCGGUUGAGCCGGGUAUCGUGGCGGAUCCUUCGGAACCUCCUGACGUUAUGAGGGCCAAGUACUUCAUUAGAGACGAAUUUCUUCGUAUAAGCACAGCGAGCGGUGACGGCAAGCACUAUUGUUAUCCGCACUUCACAUGCGCCGUCGAUACGGAGAAUAUCAAGAGAGUGUUUAACGAUUGUCGGGACAUCAUCCAGCGGAUGCAUUUGCGCCAGUACGAGCUCUUGUGACUUCGUUCCUGCCGGCAUGUCCUGUCAUCUAUCCGUAUAAAAAUCACGAUAGUGCUCCGCGUCGAGCUGAACGCGAGUCGAGCAAGAGCCGGUCGUACCGCGGCGGGCGAUCCGUAACAAGUAUCGCGAACGUACGGCAAGUAUAAAACAUCGGCGCGUAGAGACUCUUCUUCGCGUAUGUCUCUGAUGCCGUUUUAAAUCAAGUUGCAAGAUGUUGAAGCGCGUCGAAGAAUCGCGCGUGUACGCAUGAUCAACGACCGUCGCGAGCCGCGAGUUCUUCUUCUGCUUCGACAGGGGAACGUUCCAAAGGAGAAGCUGAUCACGGAGCGGGUGGAAUCGCUUACUAUCUCAUUGGUGUACAAGCAAAUUAUGCCCUCGCGCAUCCUUACUCCAAACAAUCGUUUCGACGGAGAUGAUGAAAAGAAAUAAAACAGAGCAUCGGGCAUUUUCGAUAACUCGACUCCUCUUUUAGGUUUCAUCGAGAGUGUGCUGAACGUCGCGAUUUUCGUGGGGACGGGAGGAGGAGGGGGAGGGGGUUGAGGGAGGAUGAAAAUAAUAUUCGUUACUAGGGAAAAAAAAACACGUGCAAUUUUAACUAUUACCUCGUUAAUUUUAUUCUUAUUACGCAUCAAUUCGUUGAUAAGAGGGAGGAAAGGAGACAGGGAGAGGGAGGGAGAGAGAGAGAAUGUGGAGCGGGUGGAUGCGCGCGUAUGUGGACGAGAGUAAGAGACGUACGAAUGUUUCAAAGGGAAAAAGAAGAAAGAAAAAUACGUGGGCCGGUGUUACGAUGUGACACAUGACGGCGAUCGUGUAACGGCUCUUUCGUCCGGCACACUCGUCGCGUUAUUGUAUCACGUUCAGAUUUUAGCGUUAAGAACAUUUCCUAAGACUUAGGUAAUUUUCUCCGACGAAAAAGAAUCCUUAUCGUUAUCUGACGUUUCUUUACUCAUGUUCCGAAUCUCUAUUUUUCUUUUUCUCUGCCCCUUGAAGGAAGAAAGUGGAAAAAGGGGGGGAAACGAUUUAAUUAUUAUACACGAUCUCUCCGACGUUUAUUGGUAAAAUGAAUUAUUUUCGAACUUCCGAAUCUCGAAACUUUUUAAAUCGCAUUGGCCCGACCCGUAGAAGACUCAGCCGCACCUUUUUACAAUGAAGAGUAUUUUGUGAGAUUUUACAGUAUUUCGAAGAGCGUUUUAAUUAUAUAAACUAUGUAUCAAAUAUGUACAGGGUGACCGUCCACGAGUUCAUGUUUUUAUGUGCGUUUCCUAACGAAUCGAGAUUCCUCACUGAUAUCGUUUUUACUGAUUUCCAUUAAAGCUAUACUUUAAUUCGUGUACUUAGGGCACAUGUAUCAUCGUCAUUGUAGCCUAGUGUCUACAUGUAAAUUCCUAAACGUACGCAAAAGGGAGAGGAGGGUAAAAGGGAGAGAGAGAGAGAGAGAGAGAGAGAGAGGGGGAGAGUGAGCAGCAGCGAAAGAGAGAGGGGGAGGGAGGGAGCAACGUGCCACGGUCGAAGAGAAAUUCAUCGUUUUGCACGUACACUUUCGACCAUGGCAUCAGGGCUCCGAUGUUUACAACAAUCAAAGUAAAACGUUACGGACACACAGAGAGGUACCGAUGUACACGCUGCUCGUUCGUUCGAGUUCGUAACAGGUGAAAAAGAGUCCCGCGUCUAAGUUUCUCGAGUGACGAAAUGCUUCGUGUCCCGUGGAGUGUGCGAAGGUGAACGCGUGUGAAAUCUCGGUCGGUGCAUCCGGAUCACGAUACGAUCAGUCGUCGUCGUCGUCGGAACAUUUCUUAGGAUAAACGAACGAGCCUCCUGAACCAAAGUGCGAUGUGCGAAUUUCUUAUCUCACGUAACUGUUACUAUUUGGACACCCUGUAUAUGGUAAGCAUCCUAUCGUUUUCUUUAAAAUCUCGACUCUCUUGUCUUUACUACUUACUUUACUUUCACUUCUUUACACUUCUCCUGUUUUUUUUUUUAUUUCUCUCUCUCUCAAUUUCAUACUUGAACCCAAAGAAACGAGAGGGGUGUUUUGUACGCGUGUGCGAACCGCUUCGGAGGUACGCGCAUUGCAGCUAUUAUCUCGCACGUGCGUACACGUGCGUUCUAUUAUAAAUGCAUAAACUGGUGAAUUGAUAUAUAACGUAGCCACUAAAAAAAGAAGAAGAAGAGGAGAUUCGUCUCGGAACGGGUAUCCUCUCGUCCCCGUGGCAGUUCACCCCGCGUGCGUACACCCUCCUGCACCUGGAUUAAACUGCGGGUUACUGAUGUGUGUAACGUCUAAUACUUUUAUAAUAGGUAACGUCAGAGUUUAACGUCGAAUUAAACUGAUUAAAAAUAAGAAGUACGAGUAAAUAAGCCACGUCCCGGUGGUUUACAGCGGCGCGACGUUAAAUAUAUUCGGGCAUCCGGUCUUGCUAUCCUUAUUAUCGUCUUGUUCCAAUCCGAUACUUUUCUAAUCGAAACUCAGUAAUCGUUCCCUAGUAAACCGAACAGAAGAAUCCGAAUAGCUGCAACAAUCUUUUUUUAUUUCUUCUUUUCUUUAUAUACACCUUUCGUUGUCUCGCUGCACCCUUGCGAAAGUACAUUGGGUCGGCCGAGGCGCUUUCGAUCCUCGGGUUAAUUCAGUUUUUCACAACGGCACAAAUUUUCCGGACGGCCCAAUGUAUCGUUGUCUUCGUCUCUUCUCCGGUACGAAUCCUCUCGCGCUCGGCGAUGCAUGGGAUAAUUUCAUAUCUAUCUCUCUUUUGACCCGCUCGAACGGUGUUCCCGUUUAAUCACGUUUGAAACACUGUGGCCGUUGAAACGAUGAGGAUAGAAAUUCCGGACAUUGCAUAACGGUUGCUCCGUAAAUGCUGACGAGCCCACACCCUCGUAAAUGUACUCUCGUGUAAUAUCAAUGUACGGGCCCGUGUCUACAUACAUAUUAUAUGUAUACCUAUCGCACUAAUACAUAAACCGACAAGCCAUAGUUUGUAAACGGUAUUUAUAACUUUACGAAGUGUUAUUUUUACUGUAAAACUUGAUGACGGAUGUAGGAGUGCGGUGGCAAGGAUGCGAGGGAGCGAAAGGGAAUAUAUAAAAAAAUAAGGGAACCUGUGCGUCUAUACGAAUAUACAUAAAGCAUAAAACAUAAAUAAUUACCUGUCGAUGAAACAAACUUCCGUGAAACUUUUAAUGUUCACCCAGCACAAAGAGACGCGAAUCGUCGUUUCGUGCGCGCGCGUCUGUGUGUGUGUGUGCGUGUGCGUGCGUGUACAUGCGUGUAUGAACGGGUAUCGCGUAAUUAGCAUCGUUGCGAGUAUUCUUUUUUUUUCCUCGUCGUAUACGAUUUUUUUUUAAAAACGCGUUCGUUCUGAUUUCAAGCGCUCGCCACGUCGGACGGGGUAGUAGAGAAAGGAUCGACGUCCGCCUCGGUUGGUCGCGAUGCAAUAAAAACGCACGCAAAGGAAGAGAUAUAUUAUAUCUACUGUUUACUGCUCGUUGGAUGUGAACGAAAUCCGUAAAUGUAAUUUAUAAUUGACUGUUGUGCGCGCGUACGCAAGUGAGAGACAAAUAAAAUGAAGAGAAGUAUCGAAUUAAACGACCAUUACACGUGGCCAGAUAUACAUACAUGCGUAGAUAGUGAUUAUACGUGUAUACAUACGCCGAUCGCACAAGUUUUCGUUUCUUUUACUCUACGUACAAUGUACCGGGCGCAGCGAGUGUACUAUAACCGUGUACGCGUGAAAAACGACCGGUGCAAGUGAUUAUUAUCAUUUGUAAAUACGACUAGGACAGAAGACAAUGACGUAUCGAUGCUUCGACGAAGCCGAUUCGGAAUUGUGCGAAUGCAUUUAAAUCUCUCGAUGGUAGUCAAGACUUUUUUUUUUAAAACGUCUCAAGACUCCCCUAGUGUCGAGUCUACUUUUCUACGGAACACGUUGCUCUUUGUUCUGUCAUCCCAUUCGUGCAAUCUCAUUCGCGGACUGUGGUCGAGAGCAUUGCCUUAAGAAGCGAAAGUCAAAGUAGACGAGUGGGUAAGGUUGGAAACGAGUCACAGCAUUGCCGGCAAGUAUCGUUGAUUAAUUAAUAAUCGAAUGCUUGUUCGUUCAGGAAUGUGAAAUUACGGCCCGAUCGGUUACACGUUUCUAACGAGGCCACGUCUGCUCGUAGAUAGAUACAUACGCGUUUACGUUGAGAGUACAGAGUCAUUUAUUGUGAUCGUCUUAUCGUUACACUGUUAAAAAGAAAAUUGUCUUUACCACUUACUUAGUCAGAUUUUAUUGAAACGGAUCGUGUAGUUUAUAUUAUUAUUAUUAUUAUCAUCAUCGUCGUAUCACGCUCAUCGUCUCAUUCUCAUCGUCGUUAUUAUAUAUUGUCAUUAUUAUUGUGAUCAGCGAUUACUGCUGUAAUCAUUGUUGAGAGGAUAUAUAUUCGGGGGAGAAUCAACUGUGUCUCACUGAACGACCGCGAUCCGCCCUGAACACACCUAACCUUCUCUCGUCAAAGAAAAAUCUUAUGAUCGUUCGUCAGAUCGCGGUUCCGGUACGAUUCAGUGAGAGACAGUUUUCAAAAGUCUUGAUACAAGACGAAGGUCGGCUCGCGAACGACGUGCACAUCUGCGUACGUGCAUACGGAGGCUGGAUAAUCGUUUUGAAAGUUGGAAUUAAAUCGAUGACGCAUACGCGAAUGCAGCGGAAAGUCAACAGGCUAAAUCGUUUGAGAUUCGGUUAAACGACGCCGAUGCGUUUUCCAUCGUGAAGGUGCUACAUAUACUUCUUUCGAUUCUUGCUAAAUCGCAUUCGCUCCGGAACCGGAUAUGUCGAGGCGACGCGUCGCGUGCAUCAUUGUUUCUCUUUCUUUCGACUCUUCAACGUCUUCGUUGGCAACGUAGUGUUAAUCGAUUGCGUCAGGCUGCUACUCGCCUCGGAAAGUUCUUUGAACAUUUUCGCUGAUCGUCACCGCGACACAAUUGACGAGUGUUUCGUCGAUCGGAGUCGCGGAGCGUAGAACGAGUAAAUUUUCCAAAUCUCUUUUCGCUGGCCUGCGGAUGUUUUCUACGUGCAAAUUCAUUUCUCCGCGUUCGCAGUUCACCUCGGGUACCUUUUAUGUUCACGCGCAUUCCGGAUAUUUCUUGAUCAUUUAAGCACGCGAACAUCCACAGUCUACUUGUUCCGCGCAGUGAAAAGAACACGUUCCAUCGAGCUCUAUCUAGAAAAAUCUCGACGACCGUUCUCUAUCAUGAUUCCAAAACGUUUCCCGAUCGUGGAUCGUGCCUUUCUACAGUUCUCUCAAACCGUUUCGUUGAUUACUUCGUACUUGAUCGGAAAAUCGAGACUGCUUCAAUAGAACUCUCGGAGGACCGCGUCGAAGUGAUCUUACCGUCGACGAGAGCCCGUUCAUCCAUUGAUUCCUCGUUCGUUCGAUCGCCGGAUCUCGACGUAAGACCACUUGGACCCGAGGUCUCAUUAGGUAAAGAGAAAUAAUGAAGCGGGUGCGUGAAAGACAAGAGAAAGAAGCUACUUGUGCCUCGAGCGCGGCAACUAUCCUAUAUUCGUUGAACGAACAGUCGAGAGGAGAACAGAGCGAACGAUGUUCUCGACUGUCGCCACGUUAUUCUAUAAAACUAAUUUCUAUGGAAAUAUAUGUGUACGGUGGAUCGAUCGUCGAUGUUGUCCGAGAAUCGAACUUUUUUUCUAGUCUUCGUCAUCUUGCUCGCUAGGAUCCGGGAAACGAGAAAAAUAGAUACCGAAUACUUCUUCGAUGGUGUUCGAACCUUGGAGACCGGGGAACAUUCGAACGUUUUAUUGGUAAUCACGUCGGUCCUAGCGGUGAACGGGAAGGGCGACCGGGUCCCUCGAUCGUGUGCAUGUAUAUCCGCGCGGAAGAACGCGCGUGUACGGGGAGACUAAUUGCGACGGAGGAAGAAGAGAAAGAGGAGAGCUACCGACUCGUCAAUAAGUACGUUCCCCCGCCCCCAAGAAACAAAACCCGUGUUUUCUCCCUAAUUCUUAAUGAAUUCGUUGUUGCGUGUCUCUUAGAAGUAUGUUUAGCUGACAGAAAAUAAAGAAACAAAAAAUUUAAGGAAGAUGAAUUCGAUGCGCGAAACUCGAGAGCGAAAGGAGGGACCGUAACGUUCGUAAUGAGCGUUGAUUGUACACGUACGAAAACUACAGACGGACAAAAGUGAAGAAGAAAGAUGUGCGUGGUGUAAAUGAGUAAUUGAACAGGUGAAACUCGUUAGGAAAAAUGAAAUUCAAUGUUGUCUACCCCAUGAUUUUCUCUCUCUCUCCGUGUUACUAAAUGAAAAAAAAAAGACCACGUGAAAACGAGUACGAGGAAUUUUCUGUUUCAAAAUAAACCGUCUAGACUUAAUCGAGUUUUCACGAUGAUGGGACUGCACAAUAAAAAUAAAAUCGCAUCGGUGGAAAAUGGGAAAAAAAGAGAAAUUAACAAGCUGAUACAUAUUGCGUGAGAUGCAAUCAAAUGAAAAGAUAUGGUUACUAUAUAAAAUACGCGAACCGGUAUUGAUCGCCCGGCUCGUUUAGUUGUCGAUGCUAUUUAAGUAAGAAUCGUGGGGUGGACAUGUAGGUAUAUAUGAUAAACUGAUAUGCAUAUAAAUACAUAAAUAAAUAUAUAUAUUAUAUAUAUGUUAUAUAUAUUAUAUAUAUAUUAUUAUAAAUAUAAUUCAUUGAGUUAAUGCGAUCGAAUGCGAUACCGCGUGCGUGGCGAAACUAGAGUGUGCGUUGAGCAGAGAAGAGACCGAGAGAGAGAAUAACUCGAACGACUGUAAAUGUGUUUUUAAAUUACAAGAAGAUAAAAAAAAAGAUAUUUCAUUCUCAUUCUGUGAUGACUGUCUGAAUAUGGAGAGUAAACAAAAAAAAAAGAUGUUUUCAUGAAUCUAUGCUGAUUAAUCAAUUAAAUUAUUAUAUAGCGAGUAAAAAGGAAGGGUUCGACUCGUGUUGUACUGACUGCGCGAAGAGAAUAAAUAAAGGAGAGACCAUCUACGAGCGUAAAGAUAUACGUGCGUCUCGUUCGCUCGCGUGAACCAGACACGCGUUACGUACAUGGUACAGCGCGUGCCACGGCGCGUGUCGCGCGUGGAUCAUGUGCCGUGUUUGAGAAGAUGAGAUAUAAUGAAAGGGAGGACACGUACGCUAUAUCCGAAUGCAGAAGAGGAGAGCAGUAUGAUUUGUAUACUGUAUAACUUUAGUCGUUUACCAUUGAUUUCGAGAAAUGUGUAUAAAUUAUUAUGUGUAAUUAAACAGAGGUCAUUUAGUAA
Ceratina calcarata is the source of this 10931-nucleotide messenger RNA. It is a transcript of the gene Galphas, whose product is annotated as G protein alpha s subunit. The record is from RefSeq and is a predicted model, not a curated record. Gene Ontology annotation, molecular function: GTPase activity; GTP binding; G-protein beta/gamma-subunit complex binding. The transcript is spliced from 11 exons. The coding region runs from base 2522 to 3667 and encodes 381 amino acids. Gene Ontology annotation, biological process: adenylate cyclase-activating dopamine receptor signaling pathway; sensory perception of chemical stimulus. Gene Ontology annotation, cellular component: cytoplasm; heterotrimeric G-protein complex. Lineage: Eukaryota; Metazoa; Arthropoda; Insecta; Hymenoptera; Apidae.